GUAUGCGAGACUUCGUUGGCACCACAUCGGCACCUGCAGCUGACCCCGCGUUGCCCCACCCCCACGCAAGAUGGCGGCGGGCCCGGGGGCGGUGUGCGGCUCUUCCCGGCAUGCCCCGCGGGGCCGCCGCGCUGCCUGGAGACGGGCGGGGGGGGCGGGAGGAUGCUGCGGCCGCGGGGCGAGGCGGCGGCGGGCGGAGGAUGCGGCGGCGGUGGCGGCAGCAGCAGCAGCAGGCGGAGGAGCGGGCGGCGAUGCGGUGCUGCGCGGGGCCCGGGCCGCGCGGCGGGGGCGCGCUGACCACGCUGCUGCUGACAGCUUUUUUGUUAAGCUCUGCUGAUGGCAGUAAUGGAACUGUUAACUGGAAGACUAAGCAAGCCAACAGUUAUAUUAUCAGCAGAAUAAAGGCUGUUGAGAAGAAUGGUGAAAUAAGCAAUGAUCCUAUAACAUUUAAUACCAACUUAAUGGGUUACCCUGACCGACCUGGAUGGCUCCGCUACAUACAAAGGACACCAUACAGCGAUGGAGUGCUGUAUGGUUCACCAACUGUAGAAAAUGUGGGCAAACCAACCAUCAUUGAGAUCACUGCAUAUAACAGGCGUACUUUUGAGACAGCAAGACAUAAUUUGAUCAUUAAUAUAAUGUCAGCAGAAGAUUUUCCAUUACCAUAUCAAGCGGAAUUCUUCAUAAGGAAUAUGAAUGUAGAAGAGAUGUUAGCAAGUGAAGUUCUUGGAGACUUUCUUGGAGCAGUGAAAAAUGUAUGGCAGCCAGAACGUUUGAAUGCUAUAAACAUUACUUCAGCACUAGACAGGGGAGGGAGAGUUCCACUUCCUAUUAAUGACAUGAAGGAGGGUGUGUAUGUUAUGGUUGGUGCAGAUGUUCCAUUCUCAUCAUGCUUACGGGAAGUGGAAAACCCACAGAAUCAACUGAGAUGCAGUCAAGAAAUGGAGCCUUCAAUAACGUGCGACAAAAAGUUUCGUACUCAAUUCCAUAUUGAUUGGUGUAAAAUCUCUCUGGUUGACAAUACAAAGCAAGUUUCCACCUUUCAGGAAGUGAUUCGUGGAGAGGGGAUACUGCCUGAUGGCGGGGAGUACAAGCCGCCUUCUGACACGCUGAAAAGCAGAGACUAUUACUCGGAUUUCCUAAUGACACUGGCGGUGCCCUCGGCAGUAGCACUGGUGCUCUUUCUAAUUCUUGCCUAUAUCAUGUGCUGCCGACGGGAAGGAGUGGAAAAGAGAAACAUGCAAACACCAGACAUCCAGUUGGUCCACCAUAGUGCUAUACAGAAAUCGACCAAAGAGCUCCGUGACAUGUCUAAAAACAGAGAGAUAGCUUGGCCUCUCUCAACACUGCCAGUGUUCCACCCAGUUACUGGUGAGAUCGUGCCACCCCUUCACCCAGACAACUACGACAAUACUAGUAUGCCACUGAUGCAAACACAGCAGAACCUGCCACAUCAAACUCAGAUUCCACAGCAGCAGAGUGCAGGUAAAUGGUAUUCCUGAGGAGCGGAAACUAACAGAAGCAAUGAAUUUGUGAUCAGAGAAAGCAGUAGUUGUCCUGUUUCUUUAUUUGUUCUGAUUGAUGCAUGAGUUUUCUGGUGUCUAUUGUGCAUGCCCACAGUAUUAAGCCGAUUCCAGUGCCAGAAAGUACAAUCACUUCCACGUAAUAAUGUACUGUAUCUUUUUGUACUUUGGACAUUUUUGACAAUUUGUAAACACUGAUAACUUUUUAUAUUUGUUACAUUAAGAAAAUA
This is a messenger RNA of Phasianus colchicus (ring-necked pheasant), 1753 nucleotides long. Lineage: Eukaryota; Metazoa; Chordata; Aves; Galliformes; Phasianidae. The record is from RefSeq and is a predicted model, not a curated record.